This is a messenger RNA of Fusarium fujikuroi IMI 58289, 4521 nucleotides long. RefSeq lists its product as uncharacterized. The record is from RefSeq and is a predicted model, not a curated record. Bases 1 to 4521 code for a protein of 1506 amino acids. Gene Ontology annotation, molecular function: DNA binding. Gene Ontology annotation, cellular component: chromosome, telomeric region. NCBI's taxonomy places the organism in Eukaryota, Fungi, Ascomycota, Sordariomycetes, Hypocreales, Nectriaceae. The transcript is spliced from 2 exons. Gene Ontology annotation, biological process: telomere maintenance.
AUGAACAACUCGCAACCCACAACAUCACUACUCGACCAGGGCGAACCUAUAUCAAUCGCCCAGCUCAGUCCGGAUGUCCCAAGUCAAGACGCACGAGUUAUAAUUGGUACCGUAACUAUCACAUGGCCAUUUAGCAUCCUCAACAAAUCUAUCGCAUUUCUUUUAGCUGAGCGAGACUUUCGACUCCGACGCGAGAAUGGCCAGGUGCGGAUCCGUUUCCAUGGCGCAGCCGCUAGAGCGAUCGCAGAUGCAUCGCUGGGGGCAGGGGAUGAGGUUCGUGUGAGCCUGCAGGGUGUCAAGUGGGAGAAGAACGAGACGCAGACUCAAGUCGCAGGAAGCACUCUUGCAUGGCAGCUCGAAUUCUCAAACCGCUUGGUACUUGGAAUCCGCCGACCUGGAGAAGAACGAGACACAUUGCUCACUAUCGACGCCCCAGACGCGGAGACGGGAGUUACUACCACCAACGGCCAAAUUGAUGAUACUGACCAAGUCGACACGCUUACAUCCGUGCCCGAGCGACCUGCUACACCUACGCCUUUGUCUCCAGAAAUCACCUUGCCUCUGAAACGAACUUCUUCGUCGACUUUGGAUCCUCUUGAAUUCGCUUCGCCUGCUUUCCUCAAACGAGCGCGUGUCUCUUACGGCGCAUUAUUCGAAGGCGAUAUAGACAUGUUAGAUGACGAAGUUGACAGGGCCAAGUCAAAAAAGCGCACACGGUUCAGUCUACCUGCCAACUCUUGGCGUUACACUAGCCGAUCCCCUAGUCCUGAGCCUGAGAAUGAUCAUGAAGAGAAAGAUAAAGAGGAGUCCUAUAUGAGUAGUGUCUCGCAGCGCAAUGGCGAGACAGAAGAUACAGCCAUGAACACACCACCGCGACCGGCGAUGGUAGAUCAAGGCAGUCAAACAGUAUAUGUUGACUUUACUCCAAUGGCCAGUGUGCAGGUUUUGGCUGAAUCCAGACCAGCGUUUGGGUUGACUCAGACGACUCCCACACCGUUUACCCGAACGAGACUGUUUGAAAGGGACGACUCUCUUAUGAACCAGUCUUUACCACUCGCAGAAGACUCGACAACACCACAGGGGAUGCCACAGGGGACAGACGAAUAUUUACUGGGUCAUGCCCCAAGUAACAUGAACACCGAUAUGGCUUUUAGCUUUACCCCACAGACCGUACUCUUUCCUCGGGCAACGGGCUAUUUUUCGGAAGGAAAUACUCGAGAUACUGUAACAAAUUCGCCCAGUUUCGCUUCGAGAGAAGUAGAGUAUCCAGCUGAGUUCCUGGAGACCGAAAAUCUCCCUCAGAAUGCUGUAGAAGCUCUAGCUGGUCUUGCUGGUCAUGAACCACCGUCCUCUUCACCCCAUCCAAAUCCUUUUGGUGCUGAACCAGCGUUUCACCCUACAUUUGCUGCGACUUCACAACCGCCUCAGACUGCUUGGGCUGUAGGAUCAUCCCCUAGACCUCGCUCUGUAGUUGCUAGUAGCGACGCUGAGAAUCCAGUCGAAAUCUUGAGCUCUUCGCCAUUAAGGGAACAAGGGUCGCCGGAGUCUAGUAGAGACCGCCAGUUGUCUCCCUCGCGAGAGAACACGGAUAUGAACACAACCGCGAACGUAUCUCCAGAACCCACACUUGAGGAACCGGCCAGUGAAGCAGAGUAUUAUCGCGACGGUGGUGAUGAGCCUGGCGAUGAUUACGACUUAAGGAAGUACUCCCGCACGCACGACGACGAUGACGACAUAGAGACAUCUGAAGAGGACCCCGAUCUAGAUACCAAUGACCCUGACACACGAACCAUGAACCCCGACGAAGAUGACGGGGAUGGCGAUGAAGAUGUCGUAAAUUCACAGGAAUAUCUUGACGACGAGUACGCUGACACGUACGAGCAACGAUCCGAAAUUGAAGCAGAAGAGUACGAAGGGUCGGAAGGUGAUGCUGAAGGUGAAUAUGAUUCGGAUGAAUAUGAUUACUAUGAUGAAGAUGGCGCAGAAGAGGGAGCAUACAAUCGCCCUCCCACUACCCUUGUUUCUAGGGAGCCCAUUGUCAUCGACCUACUUUCAGAUUCCGAAGAUGAGGAAGCGCCUGUACCAGAGCCAGAACCAGAGACAACAAUGGAUGUAGAGGCCAAAAAUACAGACGACAACUCAGCACCUGGCAUAGAAGAGGCGGAAACAUCACCAAUGUCCAAGAUAGAAGGAGAUUCUGAAGUCCCCAAAACAGAUGGGAUUAUGGCUGAAGAGGAUAGCCAGCGUCUGUCGCGCCGGCAGAUGGGUUCAAUGAAUGAGGGCCAAGUCCCUACAUCUUAUAUUGAAGGCUCAACCAAGAAUGAAGCUGAAGUUACCGAGGCCACCAUUUGUGCAAACAAGCUUCGGGGUGACAAUGAGAUCAUAGACAAAGCAAAGUCGCCUGUCCCCGCAACUGCCCCGCGGAAGUCUCCCAUCGCAGAAGAAUUGCGAUCCUAUGGUUACGAAGUUGGAAAGGAAUUAAAUCCAAUGGAAACGGAAGGAUGCGAUAUCAAUAUGGGGAAUGCCCCUACACUGCAAGAAGAAGCAAAAGGGCACGAGACAGAGGACAUUGCCUCUGUUCGAUCUACUGAGACGAAACCGCUAGACGAGACCGCAGUUGAGCAUGAAGUGACAGUCGAAGCCAUGGACAUUGAUGAACUACCUCGCAGACCUACUCCAACAGCAGAAAUUCUUGAGGCCAACAUCGAUACUAGCGAAGAAGUAGACAUCGCGACAACGGGAGCUCCUCACGAACCAUCUCAACAGCCACAAGAGACCCUAUACGAUGAUGUAGGAUCGUCGAAUUUUUGCAAAACGGUGCCGUUGUCCGGCGAGAGUCAAUCUGUGGCUUUCGAGAUUCAGAAAAAUGUCGACUCUCAGACAUCCCAAGAUCUUAAACAUUCUGAAACACAUGAAAACAUAUCGGACCACUUGUCAGAGAUGGCAACUAACCCAGGUUCUGACAUGGCAAAUGCCUUGUACCAAGUCGACAGGGAUGGUGUUGAGAAGGCAAGCGAUGAGACACAGCCUGAAAAUGGUGGCCAAAUUUCCCCUCCACCAACGCAGAACCCAGAAGUCCAGACCCCGCCAGCAGACAGCAUCAAAUUCUCACAUGACAGCUCUGUCGAACAUCUUCCUACUCCUGGCGGCACACAGCAGGUGAUUGAGGUCGAAACAGUCGACACACUUAGUGUUGUCACUCAUGCCCACCAGAUAACGGAGGAGGAGGAUGAAGGACCAGAGGGUCAGAUCAUGGCCGAAAUAUUACAACAAUCUCCCAUGCGAUCCAAAACAUACCUUCCUACUGAUCCUGCUUUGUCCACAGUAUUGUCGCAAACCAGAUCGCCUGAACCCAUUGGGCCGGCUGAUGGGCCACUUAUAGGAUCUUCCCAAGACACUGAUGCAGCAUCUGAAGUCAUUUUCGCCAAGUCUCUGCGACCUCGGCGACACAGGCCAACUAAAUCAUCAGGUGGUAAUGACCACGACGAUCCUAGCCUGGCGUUUAUCACAGCCACACCCACCUUGAAGACCUCGGACCGUGAAAGUAAGCCUAGCAGUCCAGCCACAUCAAGCAGCAAGACACGAAGUAAAACACAACAGGAUGAUCCCAGCAUCCAAUUGGCAGGUGGCUCGGUGCAGGCAGAUACAAAGAGCAAAGGGAAGAGAAAGGCAACCGACGAUGAGAGUGUUCACAGCGUGGACAACAAUUCACCGGGAUCCCAGCGAGUGCUGCGUUCGAGAAAUGACCACGGCGACCCUAGCAUACUGCUUGCCAAAGGGUCAAGUCCACCGACUCGCCAGACUAGAAGUCAAAAGACGCCAGAUCCAAAGCGAGAAACCCCUAGGCGUGAAACUCGCUCGGUGUCGAGAAGUUUUCACCGGCAGGAUGAAUCCCCGAAUAUGUCGUUCGCCUCGCUCAAGUCACCUUCCAUUGCUGGCUCUACAGCGACUGUGCCUGAAGAAGAGGAUGUCAAAACUCUGAAAAUGCAGCUGGUCAAAAGCCUGCGAACGAAUUUGCCCGACUUUCUGUCGCUUAAGAUGCUCAGCAGAAACUCGAUCGACAAGAUGACGGAUAUUCUUGCUGUAAUAACACAGUCACCGCCUCCUCCACACCGACCGAAGCACGGCCCUCGGGAUUUCAUGCUCACUUUGUGUCUAAUUGAUCCGUCGACCGCGCCGGCCCAGGUACGGGUGGCCCAUAUUUUCCGGCCCCAUCUAACAUCACUACCGGAUGUCGAGAGUGGGGAUGUUAUCCUCCUCCGCCGGGUCAAGGUGGUGUCAAUGAAGGGCCGUGGCUUCGGCGUCCGUUCCGAAGAUGGCUCGUCCUGGGCAGUCUCGAAAUCCAACGAACGAGAAAUUCUUACGCAGGUCAAGGGUCCACCUAUAGAAAUCACCCCGGAGGAGAUCGAAUACGCCAAGGGUCUACGGCAUUGGUGGAGCCUCCAGGAUGACAACGCUAUGGGCAAGAUCGAGACAGCGUCCCGGAAGGUGACCGAGGCAGGUAAAGAGAACGCCAAAUGA